UGUUGUGAAAUCAAAGCAAAGCAAAGCAAAGCAAAGGCAAAGGAGGUCGUGCGAGAUAUUAAGAGCGCACUUGAAUCAACCGACGGACUCCUCUUCAUCGUCCUCUUCCUCAUCUCUCUCUCUGCAUUCACAUCUGUUCUCGAGCUGAAGAGAGUUCUCUAGAUCCUUUUGAAAUCUCUGCAAUUGAGAUCUCACAGACGACGUAGAGGAACGUAUCGAGAAUCCAUCUGCAUCUUAUACGCGGUUUAGGUGGGGGAGGGAGGUUUUGGUUCGGGGAAUGCGUCACUGAGCUGAUCUAAUAACUCAAUUGAGCUUUGGGGGGAGAUAGGCUGAUGAAGAACGGGAUGGCUGAGUGCAGCGUGUGUCGUUCAAGGUUGGUUUCUCCCAGUGCCAAAGCUAUAGCCAGAGCUUAUGAUAACCGCAAGAUUAGAGUUUCAUCUAAACAACGAGCUCUCAAUGUUUUUUUGGUUGUCGGUGACUGCAUGCUUGUUGGUUUACAGCCUGUGUUAGUGUACAUGUCUAAAGUGGAUGGAAAGUUCAAUUUUAGUCCUAUUAGCGUCAACUUCUUGACGGAAAUCGCCAAGGUUAUGUUUGCGUUUGUCAUGCUUCUGAUCGAGGCCAGGCAUCAAAAAGUUGGGGAGAAGCCUCUACUAUCGUUUUCCACAUUUGUCCAGGUACCUCUUCGUGGCAGUUAACAGACUGGG
This is a messenger RNA of Raphanus sativus (radish), 704 nucleotides long. RefSeq names its product CMP-sialic acid transporter 2-like. The transcript is spliced from 4 exons. The record is from RefSeq and is a predicted model, not a curated record. Bases 333 to 695 code for a protein of 120 amino acids. NCBI's taxonomy places the organism in Eukaryota, Viridiplantae, Streptophyta, Magnoliopsida, Brassicales, Brassicaceae.